Messenger RNA from Mustela lutreola (European mink), 3894 nucleotides. Its product is annotated as zinc finger protein 764-like. The record is from RefSeq and is a predicted model, not a curated record. The coding region runs from base 776 to 1759 and encodes 327 amino acids. The transcript has 2 exons. Gene Ontology annotation, molecular function: DNA-binding transcription factor activity, RNA polymerase II-specific; RNA polymerase II cis-regulatory region sequence-specific DNA binding. Gene Ontology annotation, biological process: regulation of transcription by RNA polymerase II. Gene Ontology annotation, cellular component: transcription regulator complex; PcG protein complex. NCBI's taxonomy places the organism in Eukaryota, Metazoa, Chordata, Mammalia, Carnivora, Mustelidae.
CCCCCGCCCAGCCUCCCGGGCGGCGCCGGCCGUGGGAGGCCCGAGGGCCCGGGAUCCGGGGGCGCGGGGGGCGGCCUCCCGGCAGCGUGGGCUUUGCGUUCUCCUCCUCCAGGCUUCCGAGGCGCCAAGCCAGCUCUCAUCUCCUGGGUGGAGGAAGAGGCCGACCUGUGGGGCCCGGCGGCCCGGGAUCCGGAGGCGGGAGCGUGUCCGCCAGCAGCGGACGCAGGUGACGUGUUGGGGACUGCGUUCCCGGGGACCGCCUCUGGGCCAGAGCCGUCCAGCUGCCCUCGGCCAACACCCUCCCUGCGCCUCCUGUUCUCCCCUGAGUUGCUUUCCCCGCUGAGGUUUCCUGGCCGGCCCCUGCCUCCCUGCAGGGUUCGGCCCCGAAAGGGGCUGGGAGGGUGGCCCCCGCCUCUGCUCGCGCGCAGGACCUGGCGCACCUGCCUCUCCCGCGCGUCUGCGCCCCUCUCCUCUUGUGGACGCUCUGUGGGGCAGCUCCCCUGCACUCCAGCUGCUCUGCCACCUCUUGUGUUUCCGGACCCUUCGUCCCGUUGUCGUUUUGUGGGCGCCUCCUUUCUCCUGGGUUCCACUGUUUACUUCCUCCGGUUUGUCCUGGCACUGUAGCCCCUCCCUUGAACUUGUCAGUGCCGGCCACCUUCCUGCCUCUCCUCCACUGUUCCCGCUGCCCGGAGUGUCCUGAGACCUCCACUCAUCCUCCGUGACCCGGCGGAGAUGUCCCCUCUGCUCCGAUUUCCCCAGCUCAGAGGCAGAAGGUAUGGUGCCUCUUCCUUCCUUCCUUCAUCUCCAGGUCUCUUCUGUCCUCUGCAGCCCAGGAGAAGCAGGUUCCAGAAACAAAGAAGAGAAAAGGCAGGGAGAAGGGACUGAGGCCCUGGGGAAGAGCCUUUCUGUGGAAGCCGGGCCUCCUGGACUGAAGGCUCUAAUGCACAGUUCUUCUGCCGGGCUCCCUUAUAGCGUGGAGCUGCCGUCCAAGGCACCUCGCCGGGGUCACCCCCGACUCUGUGCCCACCCCCCUGUCCCAAGAGCCGACCAGCGUCAUGGCUGCUCCAUGUGUGGGAAGAGUUUUGCCUGGCGCUCUACGCUGGUGGAGCACCAGUAUACGCACACGGGUGAAAAGCCCUUCCGCUGCCCGGACUGUGGCAAGGGCUUCAGCCAGGCCUCCUCUCUGAGCAAGCACCGGGCCAUCCACCGCGGGGAGCGGCCCCACCGCUGCCCGGACUGUGGCCGGGCCUUCACCCAGCGCUCUGCCCUCACCACUCACCUUCGGGUCCACACGGGCGAGAAGCCCUACUGCUGUGCCGACUGCGGCCGCUGCUUUAGCCAGAGCUCUGCCCUCUACCAGCACCAGCGGGUCCACAGUGGCGAGACUCCCUUCCCCUGCCCAGACUGUGGCCGUGCCUUUGCACAUGCGUCAGACCUUCGGCGCCACAUUCGCACGCACACAGGCGAGAAGCCCUACCCGUGCCCAGACUGUGGGCGCUGUUUCCGGCAGAGCUCCGAAAUGGCAGCCCAUCGGCGUACCCACAGCGGUGAACGCCCCUACCCCUGUCCCCAGUGCGGCAGGUGCUUCGGCCAGAAGUCAGCCAUGGCCAAGCACCAGUGGGUCCACAGGCCCGGUGCCGGGGGACACAGGGGCCGGGGUGCCAGUGUGUUGCCUGUGCCUCUGGCCUCCAGCCAAGAGGACCUGGACCCACCUGUGAGCUUCCAGCACUACCCAGAAAUAUUCCAGGAGUGUGGGUGAUGGUCUCAAAGAUGUCCAGGCAAAGGGUGACGAUCUAGACAUUGCCUGAGGCCCAGGUUGGGCUCAGGGGCCUGAACUUCUGUGGCAGUUCUAAGGAGGUCCCAGAAUUCCAGGCAAAAGGUGGACCUGGGGAAUGAGGACCCUUUUCUCUUAGGCCUUCACAAGCUUGAUCAGCUGCCACCUUGCUCCCUGUGGUCCCAGACCCUAGACACCCCUCUGUUCCGUGAGGGCUGAGCUAAGCACGUGCACAAGACCUCCACUGUGGGGAAGAAAGAGCUGGUUUCCCACUUAGACACGUUAAGAGGAUUGAGGGAGAAGGGAUGUUUGCUGUAUCCAUUGUCUUACUGCCGGAGUUAAAAACUGAUGGCCACGAAUCUGGCUUGUAGCAACCUUUCACAAACUCUUUUCGGUCCAACCAACAUUUAAAAAUGUUACAGAUCAUGGUUAAGACUUAAAAGGAUAUUUCACACAAAAAUUCAGGUUUCUGGCCUCUUUGGAAAAAGCCAAGGAUUUGGCAACUUGACCUGAGCUCCCACAAAAGCACAGUUGGCAGGAGGUACCGGGCAGCUGCUUGGCCUUCCCGGCUUGCAGCCAGCGUCAGCUGGCCCUCGUCCCCACUUGUCCUUGUCCUGCUACAGCAGGCCCUCUCCGCUGGCCAUUUUCCCCUUGUUUUCCUGACCCGUUGGGCUCCUGUAGUCAUUUGAGUUUGCAGACUGGUGGACAGCAUUGGAGAGAAGGAAAAGCAGGCUUUACUUCAGAUGUUUGCUUGUAUCACGUUCUCUGGUUUACAAAGUCUUGUCCAUCAGAUCAUUUUGCCCUUGUAACUGCCCGAGGAGGGAACCGUGUAGCUGGGAAAGGACAGCCCAGUCAGGAAGAGGCUCCCAGGGCUCUCUUGUUUUGCGCCAAACCAAGAGGUGUCUCUGCCACACCACGGUAGGACUCUGGGCUGACGGGUAGUUCCUAGUUUUGAAGACGAAGGCUCUCAGUAUGCCCUCCAGUCCUCCUCGGGCCUCCCUGGGACAGCCCUAGCGCUCAGGCCUUAGCCGCCCUCCACCCAGCCAGAAGGGACUCCUCACAUUUUGGAACUGGAGGAGAUCUUAGCUUUUCUAUCCUUUUGCAUCUGAGGACUCAGACUGAGGAAGGCAAACAACUCGUUCAAGGUCACAUGCAGAGUGAAACUCCAGGGUUCUUGGUUUACUGCGGUCUUUGCCACACUACUCCUGAGUCCCUUGCCCGUGUCUCAGCCAGGGUUCUGGAGGCAUCUGCUCCCUCCCUACGAUGGCUCCCAAGCAAUGAACCUGGACUAGGGACAGAGCAACCCAAUGCCAGUGAAGCCCAGUUCUGAGAUGACAGUGUUCUGUCAUAGUAAAGCAAGGCAGGGGAGCAGCCAGCCCGAGAGGAGAGUUCCAGGGCAAGUAGAAGCAGAGCUUCCCUCUUCUCUUUUUACGUAUUUCCUUGUGAACAAGGAGGGACAAGGCCAGGAACACUUGGGUUUAGUAGCCAAGGGAACGGCUCAUCUGUAUUCCCAAGCCGGGUCCCUUGUGACUCCAUUAUUCAUCAGCACCCAGUUCCGCUGUGGUCAGAGUCCAGCCCUGACCCGCUGACGAAGCAGCAAGCCACAGGCACACUCGUUCCUGCCUCCCUCACCCCCUCAAGGAGGGGCUUAUGUCUUCUGCGGGUCUGUGUGCACCUGCCUUCACCCAGCUGUACCCCAUAUCCUGUCUGGCUUACCCUAGGAAGAAACCAGAUUUGUCAACCCAGAGAAGCUUCUAAAGGAAGAGGUAGAAAAUUGGGGGGAAAAGACACUGUUCAGGUCAAAUGACCAACUGAAUUGAUAACAAUUUAAUCUUCAAACCUGACCCCACCAGGACCCGGCUUACCCUAACAUUUACUGGGAGGGUUGGCUCAGGUGCCAUCUUGUCACAAGGGAGACAUGCAGUGAAAAGAAGCACCUUGGCAACAGGAACUACCCUUGCGCCAGCUUUUAACUCCCUAAAGAGAAGCCAGGGUGCCCUUCCCUUCCCCCACGCUCAGCACUGCCCGGGGAAAGCCCAGCCUGUAACACCAGCUGUCGAAUUCAAAGCCAUAUCUGGAUCCUGCCCUCAGCUCGCCAAUUAAAGUUACCAUAAUUACUA